AGAAAUUAGAAGCUACUGAGGAACUGUGGCAGUGGCAGUUGAUUGUCAUGUUUUGGCCUGGAUUUGAAAUUGUAUCUCUUAAAUUCAGCCACACCAUUACAUCACAUAACAUGUAAGAAACUAGUGGACCCUAAUAUUAUGGGUGACAUCUUCAUGGUUUCAUUUAUGGAAGGAACAUCUGGUAUCAUCAGACUACAAGAACUACUAGGCAAUGCAAAAGUGGAGAUCCCAACAAAUAGAUCUACAAAUCAGCCUCUUAUUUAUCUUCUUGUGGACAAUCAUAUUAAAUGGAUCAAAGUGCCGAUUCCGACACUGUGAAAAAGCCAUUGGCAGUGACAGCGUGUGCUCAUUAUGGAGAGAGGGAAGAUGUCCCCAUCAACUGUGCAAAUUUAGACAUAUGGAAAUACAGCAAAAAUACAACAGCAUCUCAUGUUUCUGGGAAACACAGCCUUUGGGCUGCAUAAGAAUCAGCUGCGUCUUCCAUCACAGGAAACCUCGUAAUAUAAAUGGACUCUUUUUGCCACCAAGCUGUGAUUCCACAUUGCAAAGGGAAGUGCAGGAGGGGAAUUUGCAUGAAGUUCAAAAUCAAGAUUCCACAAAAAGUCAAGAAAAUACAUUAAGACCUAUUCAUCCUCCACUGAUUAUCACCAUAAAUCUUGAGGAAGAGGAAGAAGAGGAACAGGAGGAUGAAUAUGCAUCUUAUUUAUUAUCAAAGACACCAGAAGAUAUAGAAGAAGAAAAGACUAUAAAGGAGAUAUGUUAUAAAUCUGGAGAAUACUACAGAAUUCAGACUUCACAGGAAAACCACUUAACAAAAAUCAUACCUUCAGUUCUGAAGAAUGAGUUCUUGAAACCCAUGGAAACUGGCAGAGAUUUACAAGAAGGUGAUAGUAUUGCAGUUCCAUCAAAAUUUAAUACAGAAAGGCAAACAGAGAUAGUGACAUCUUUAGACAAUAGUGCUAGAUCUGAUCUUAGUGCCUUUGAAAAUGGAGGAGGCGAUUGUUAUUUGCCACAAAGAAGUAUUCUUGUUGGAGGGAUACAAAGCAAAGUGUUCAGCGGAGAUAAAGGAUUUCCCAUACUGAGGUGUUCAAACUCUAAAGCUACAGGCUAUACAGAAAGCAUAAAGAAGCAUAAUUUUAAAGGAGUCAAAAAAAAGAAAUGGACAUCUGAGGAGUCAAAAAACCUGUCUAUCCCACUGACAGCAAAAGCAAUGCAUACUUCAAACCCUAAAGGUAAAGGGAAUUUCCAACAAAAUGAUCAAAGCAAGAAUGCUGAGAAUGCUUCUUAUGUUCCUUCCCAGAGAGCCAAUGGGAGAAGCAUUUCCUUGAGUUCUUCAGUGGUUGGAAGGUCACCAAACAUGACCUACAGUAAAGCUGGUAUGACCAAAGAAGCCAAGAGGAAUUUACCUACAGAGAGAAGUACUUCAGUAUAUAAUAUACCAGCUUGGAGAAGAAGAAGUUCACAUACAAAAGUUUGUAUUAAAGCUGAGAAAAUGUAUUCAGAGCCCAGAAGAAAUGGAAGCAGAUAAAAAUGGGGGCAGAUGUGAAGGAAAGGAAAUUGGAAAAAAUGAAGUCAUAUGAUACUUGUCCUAUGGUUUACCAUCAAAAGAGGACAAGUGCAUAUUAUAAUGAAACAGUUAUCAAGAAACUCAGCCACAUGCACAGAGGGGACAAAUAAUAAAACUAAAGCACUGGAAAUGCAGACAUGUGUGUUAGAACAUAAACAUUAAAAUAUGUAGAUAAGGCAUGCACUGAAUGAGACUUUUUUU
Messenger RNA from Pogona vitticeps (central bearded dragon), 1768 nucleotides. NCBI's taxonomy places the organism in Eukaryota, Metazoa, Chordata, Lepidosauria, Squamata, Agamidae. The record is from RefSeq and is a predicted model, not a curated record.